Lasiodiplodia theobromae is the source of this 1122-nucleotide messenger RNA. RefSeq lists its product as uncharacterized. The record is from RefSeq and is a predicted model, not a curated record. NCBI's taxonomy places the organism in Eukaryota, Fungi, Ascomycota, Dothideomycetes, Botryosphaeriales, Botryosphaeriaceae. Bases 1 to 1122 code for a protein of 373 amino acids. The transcript has a single exon.
AUGGCGUCGCGACUCUCUGCCUCCAACUCGUCCGCCUUCUUUUCGCAAAAUCCCGCGGCCUACUACUCGCAGUACGUGACCAUGGAUCCGCAAGCCCAGGUCCAGCCCCCGCAGCCAAUCCACGAGCAAGCCAUGUCGUCUCAGGCCCACGCGCCGCACCCGCGCCAGCACCACCCGCAACAACAGCCUCAGGCCCUGCACCACCAACAGCAGCAGCCACACGCCCAGACCAGAUCGGCCCAGCCACAGCCGACCCACAACCACCAUCACCAACAAGUCCCCGCCGAUCAACAACAAGUAAAACUGGAACAAAUUCCCGCCUCGCAAGCCGCAACCCCGGAGCCCGCCAAGCGCAAGCGCGGCCGCCCGCGCCUCAACCUCACCGACGAGGAGCGCGCCGAACGCGCGAAGCAGCAGCAGGCCGCCUGGCGCAAAGAGUACAAGCGCCGCCGCAUGGAGAAGGAGGCCCAGACCAAGGCUCGUCACGAGCACGGGGACGUACAGCAGCAGCCACAGCAGCAGACGCCGUCCCACCUCCAGCAACAACACCAUGCCAACGCCAUGUACCAGCGCCAGGCCGGUAACGGAACUACUGCAGGCACCCAGAGCCCGUUCUUCUCGUCAUCAGCCGCGGCUGCGGCAGCCACCGGCGAGCCUUUCAUCCACAGUUUCAACGGCCUCAGCAGCGCCGGCAGUGUAAACGGCAGCUUCUCCUCACCGAAUCACCAUCAACAACAGCAGCAGCAACAUCUCGGCGGACCCGUGGCCAUCGGCAGCGGCUCCAGCUCCUUUUCUCAAUCGCAACAACAUCUCCACCAGCAACAGCAACAGCAAUCCGCGGACGACAACCCCGAGUCGCUGCCUCAGUGGCGAGAUAUCGACAUCAACCUGCCCAUCACCGGCGACUUGGUCGUCCGCACCGAGACGGCCGAGUUCUCGUGGCGUGGAAAGGUUCCGGGGAGGCUGAAGGUCAUGUUCAUCCCGGACGACGGGGCUGUUGCCGCCUUAGCGGGGGCCGGUGGCGCAAGCGACGGAAGCGGCGGUGUUGGCAACGGAGGAGCGGGAGUGGGUGCAGGGCGGCCGAGUCCGACGAGUUGGAGGAGUGUGAACAGUUCGGAGUGA